UGUACAUUUCCCUUACAUUUCCGCCUCACUGAAGACUGAACCUUAAUUGAAAACAGGAGAAGUAAUAUGUCACGUGAGAUGUAAUCGACACCCAGAAAUCGCUUACAAGAAAGGGUGUCUAAUGUAAGUUUAAGACACUCUAUUUUCGCUGGAGUAUUGAUCGAGCGGCAGUCAAAGAAAAUCCAAGCAUAGCGCAUACUUACGGGUGCUUUGAUCCAAGAUGAGUAAYUUUACAUUGAAUGGCACAGAGAGUAAAGUAACAGAAGCAGUUUGCUUUUUGCACGAUUCUACUGGAGCCAAAACAGGGCGCGUUAUACCUUAUUGCUUUAUCAUUCCUCUAUCUCUGGUUAGCAACUCUUUAGUUGUUGCGAUAGUCUGUAAAGACAGACGCAUGCAUAAGACAGUGAAUUUCUUCAUCGUCAACAUGAGUAUCGCUGAUCUUCUUGCCACCGUCGUCUACAUGCCAAGGGUCGUGUCGAUCUGGUUAGCGGGUUAUGAAUGGCAAAUUGAUGGCAUAGCUGGCUUCAUCUUUUGUAAAAUGUCCGUCUGUUUGAAUCAAACCUCAAUCGCAGUUUCCAUCUUCACCGUCGUAGCGAUAAGCUUGGACAGGUUCUUUGCAGUGGUGUUCCCACUUCGCGUCUUUAUCACAGACAAGAUUUCCCAGAUAAUCAUCCUAUGUAUUUGGAUGGCCGCACUUCUGGCAAGUUUUCCUCAGUUCUACGGAAUCAAAACGAUGCGCAACAAUGGUUUACUCUACUGCUUUCUCGAGCUUGACAAGAUCUUUGGCGAAGGAGCGGCGACUGCGUUCUAUAUGUUCAUCAUGCUGGGGUUAUUUGCAAUACCACUUGCCAUCACCGUGAUACUUUAUUCCGCUAUUUUGAUUGCGCUGUUGAAGCGGCGUAGAGUUAUCGGCGAUGCAUUAUCCAACAACGAUGAUAGACUACGAAGACAGGAGCGCACGAGGAAGAAAGUUCUGAAGAUGGUGUCCAUGGUUGUUGCGUGCUUUAUUCUCUGCUGGUUGCUGUACUUCAUUCAUUCCAUUCUUUAUUCCUACAAGAUCAUUGUCCCCUGUACAGUCUUGUACCUAAGGCUCCUGUUAGCGCACCUGAACAGCAUCGUUAACCCGUUCAUUUAUUGGUUUUUUAAUGAGAACUUUCGUCGUGGUUUUCGCAGUAUUUUUGCGCACUCUUUUCCUGGUGUUGCUCUUUCUCCCCGAGUCUUUCCUCUCAACAGCGCGCAACAGACGAACGAUACUUGCUCUAGCGCACGAAGAGCUAGAAUCGGAGAGACAAGCAACGGAAGAGGCGAAUAAAAUACCUUUGAAUCUGGACCUCAAAGAAGACGAUGGUCAGCUUAGCUAAAAAGCCGUAGAGUAAAAAGAAAACUGCACCCUUGAAGAAACUUUGACCUUCGUGCAACAGACGAACGAUACUCGAUCCGGCACACGAGGAGCUAGAAUCGGAGAGACAAGCAACGAAAGAGGCGAAUAAAAUACCUUUGAAUCUGGACCUCGAAGAAGGCGAUGGUCAGCUUAGCUAAAAAGCCUUAGAGUAAAAAGAAAACUGCGCCCUUGAAGAAACUUUUGACCCUCGUUAUAUAAUCUAAUCUCUUCCUGAAGUUAAUGACUGUCGAGUCAAUUUGUAUCAUCAUGUUACUAAUAGUCUUUCAACGCCUUUUGCGGUACAAUUCGUAAAAGGCUUAAUAGGAUUGAUUAUAUUUAAAAUUCAACGAUUUUGUUGGUGGAAUAGUGAAAAUAGGCUUUUUAGGAGCUGAGACUGCGCAGUGAAAACAACGGAUAGCAAGACGGUCUUCUUUUAUGUUACAUUAAGUUCGGCUCACGUGAAGUUCAAAACUUUUAUCCCUUGCUUUUAUGUGGGGUAAAUAUGAUUGCUAUUCAUAGCCAGGCCUAUUCAUCAAAAACUCAAAUAGCAGCAUUAAAAAACUCCAACAUUCUGUAAAUAAUGAAGUAUUUUGUAUUGUCUACAGCGCCAUCUAGCUGCUGGAAAUGGCGCUAUAUACUAUUAUUAGAAGGAAAUGAAUAGUACAAAAAGUAAACGGUU
This is a messenger RNA of Actinia tenebrosa (Australian red waratah sea anemone), 2060 nucleotides long. RefSeq names its product neuropeptide FF receptor 2-like. NCBI's taxonomy places the organism in Eukaryota, Metazoa, Cnidaria, Anthozoa, Actiniaria, Actiniidae. The record is from RefSeq and is a predicted model, not a curated record.